Molecule: messenger RNA, 6813 nt
Organism: Corythoichthys intestinalis (scribbled pipefish)
Lineage: Eukaryota; Metazoa; Chordata; Actinopteri; Syngnathiformes; Syngnathidae
Product: NACHT, LRR and PYD domains-containing protein 12-like
Exons: 8
Coding region: 2822-5842 (1006 amino acids)
Biological process (GO): intracellular signal transduction
Molecular function (GO): protein binding
Source: RefSeq, a predicted model, not a curated record
UCGCAGGUGGAAAACACACAACAACAUCAGAAAAGAUGAUACACACAGGCCUUGCCUCUUUAGAGAUAUUUUACAAGCAUAACAAUUCAUCUAAUAGCAUAUAAGGACCAUCUACAGCAAUAUAAAGAAGCAAUCAACACCGCCCGGACCACCCACUAUGCCAACAUUAUCCUCUUUUUUUCCACCAUAAACUCCUUGCUCAAACCCCAUGACAACUCGUCUGCUUCAUUCACUCCAGAAAAGUUUCAAUUAUUUCUUUCAUUUUUCCCCCCCAAAAUUGACAACAUCUACAGUAACCUAAAUACCUCCAGGAUCCGUCCCAUUGCUUUACUUACCCCCUCCAUCCUUUCUUCCACCUGCCUCUAUGCUCACUCCGAUCAAGAAACUCACUCAACUUUCUCCAAUAUCAGCCACUCAACUUGCCACCAUAAUGUCUGGAAUGAAAACUGCCACCUGCACCCCUAGAUCCGACUCCCUCUUUUCUAAUAAAAGACUGUCUCCCCGUAAUCUCCUCACUUAUCACCGACAUCAUUAACACCUCCCUCCGCUCUGGCUCUGUCCCCCAAACUCUCAAAAUGGCUGCCAUCACUCCCAUCUUAAAGAAAUCUGGCCUAGACCCCGAUAUACCAAGCAAUUACCGCCCCAUCUCCAAUCUCCCUUUUCUGUCAAAAAUCCUGGAAAGGGCCGUCGCCACCCAACUCAGAACCCACCUCACCAAUAAUAACCUGUUUGAACUUUUUCAAUCUGGCUUCCGCUCACAACAUAGUACCGAAACAGCACUUCUGAAAGUUACCAACGACAUCCUCUUCUCAUCGGACUCCGGACAACUCACCAUCCUCAUCCUCCUGGACCUCACUGCUGCUUUUGACAUAAUCAACCACACCAUCCUGCUCUCCCGAUUAGAAUCUUUACACAUCACUGGUACCGCACUUUCCUGGUUUCGCUCCUACCUCACCGACCGACAACAAUUCAUCGCCAUCAUUCAUUGCACUUCCCCUCAUGUUCCCCUACCACAAGGUGUCCCCCAAGGUUCAGUUCUAAGUCCCCUCCUCUUCAUUCUCUCCGUCCUCCCCCUUGGUCAGAUCAUCCGUAAACAUGGACUCCAAUUUCACUGCUACGCUGACGACAUCCAAAUUUACAUAACAACGCAACAAAUCUCGCAAAGCACCCAAUCCACACUUCAAAAUUGCCUCGUGAAAUUAAUUCCUGGAUGCAAGAAAACUAUCUUCAACUCAACAGUAACAAAUCAGACAUAAUCAUCUUCAACCCUGCAGCCCACAUCAUAGACAGUCAAUUUCCCUCACCAUCAACAACUGCACCCUGCCUCUCUCAACACAUUCCCGCAACGUUGGUAUCAUUUUUGACAAUAAACUAAGAUUCGACCACCACGUCAACCAUAUCACCAGAACUGCCUUCUCCCACCUCAAGAACAUAGCCCGUGUUCACCCCUCCCUUACCUUCUCUACUGCUGAAACCCUCAUCCAUGCCUUCAUAACCUCCAGACUUGACUACUGCAACAGCAGUCUCUUCAGUUCUCCAUCCAAACUACUCAAUAAACUAAAAUAUAUCCAAAACUCCGCUGCACCCCUUCUCACCCGGACCCCCUAUAGGAACCUCCAUAAACUGCACUGGCAGCCUAUUUCAUACAGAAUUCAGUUCAAAAUCAUCCUUCUCACUUACAAAGCACUCAAUAGCUUGGCCCCUCCCUACCUCACAGACCUUCUCUGUCCCCACGCCCCUUCCCGUCACCUCCGCUCUUCUAACGGAAACAUCCUCGCGCCGCCCAAACAAAGAACACACCGAACUUGGGGGGACAGAGCCUUCUCCGCUGCUGCCCCCUCCCUUUGGAACUCACUCCCUAAACCCAUCCGUACCUGUUCAGACCUUCCCACAUUCAAAAACUGUUAAAAACUCACCUUUUUAAACUAGCUUUUAACUUAUAAUUAUUUUCUUUGUUUUGUUCUGUUCACGUUGUUUGCUGUUUUUGUUCCUACUGUAAAGCGUCUUUGAGCAUUGGUAAAAGCGCUCUACAAAUAAAAUGUAUUAUUAUUAUUAUAAACAAUGAACGUAGGUUCACAGCCGUGUUUUUCUCUCUCUCGCAAACUCGCCCACUCGCUCAGAGCUGCGUAGCUGUCCGUCUUCUUCUGGCGUCUGAGCGCUCUUCUUCGCGUAAACAACUGCGAGUGUGCCCCCACUUGGGCGUGAAAGCGCCACAAACUAAAAUCAUGCAUUUCAAUAUAAAAAAGCCAAUAAUACAAUUGAACACACAAUGCCAAAGGCAGAACGCGAUUGUGGCCGGUAUGUUAAUGUAACAUAGCUAUUAAGAGUUAUUCAGAUAACUAUAGCAUAAAGAACAUGCUAACAAGUUUACCAAACCAUCAGUGUCACUCCAAAACACCAAAAUAACAUGUGAAAUGAUAUCAUUAUGUGUUCAUAAUUUCACCCAUAAGUCGCUCCUGAGUAUAAGUCGCACCCCUAGCCAAACUAUGAAAAAAAACUGCGACUUAUAGUCCGAAAAAUACAGUAUUUGUUAUGUAAAAUGUAUUGAAGUAAAAGUAAAAAGUACCACUUCAUAUUUGUACUCAAGUCAAGUAUAGAUACAAAUAAAAAUGUACUUAAGUACAGUAAUGAGAGAGUUUUUCUUCGUUACAUUCGACCACUGCUAAGAGGAAAGAUGAAGAUUACCCUGACAUCUGUGUUUUGCGUGACGUCACUCAAAUGGUUUAUGAUCUCAAGUUACAAUAAGUCAAUAAAAGUUGUCGUCUGUAGAUACCUGAUCGACGGUCAACUCCCUCACGUGUAUACUGUAUAAGUCUGAAGGAUGGCUCUGGACAGCGGAUGUAGGGAUCUGCUGUGGAACACGCUGAGGGAGCUGGGGGAGGAUGACUUUGAGUCCUUCAGGUUCCACACGGCCCUGCCUAGAAGGGUGCGUGAAAACACCCGCCUUGAGUACAUUGCUGACAAGCUCUUGAUUAAGCACGGCGAGAACACUCUGGAUGAGACCGUCAAGAUUCUGGAGAAGAUCGGGAACAACGAUUUGGCCGAGAAGCUGCGCAGCGACAUGCUGAAAAUAAAAGGCUUCUCCGUCCUUGAUGAUGAUCAGAUUGCCACAUUGAAGGCGGACCUGCAGGACAACCUGCAGAGUUUGUACAGCUCUGUUUCCGAGGGCAAAACCAAGCGCAGGCAGCAGCAGCCUCUGGCGAACGUCUACACGGAGCUGGACAUCACCUACGGGGCCGACGUCAGGCCCGACGAGCGACACGAGGUGCUUCAGAUGGAGACGCGUGCCGCCGCGGCCAAGAACUCUAUCCUGCCGUGCGACAUCUUCAAAAGCCAUGACGGGCAGCCGCAACCGAUACGCACGCUGCUCACCGUCGGCUUCGCGGGAAUCGGGAAAACCUUACUGGUUCAAAAGUUUGUGUGUGACUGGGCCAGCGGGAAAACCAACCAGGACGUGCACUUCAUAUUUCCCUUCACAUUCCGUGAGUUGAACACGGACAAAGGGAAAAGUUUUACGCUGGCCAAGCUCAUCCGACGCUACGUUUGCGAGAGUAGGCAUAUGAACGAGGAGACACUGAACAAUAUAUUUGCGGAAAUGCAGACGUCCGGGAAGCGGGACUACGAACGCAGCAGGCUCAAAAUCUUGUUUGUCUUGGAUGGACUGGAUGAGUGCAACUUUAAAAUGGACUUGAAGAAUGAGAUGAAAGUGGACAUAGAUGUGAAGAAGGCUUACCCGCUGGAGGUGCUCCUGGCGCACCUCAUCAAGGGGAACCUGCUUCCUUGCUCCCGGGUUUGGAUCACCACGCGGCCCGCGACGGCCCGCGAUAUCCCCUCCGACCUCAUUGACAGCAGAACGGAGGUGAGAGGAUUCAGCGAUUUCAAGAGGCUGGAGUACUUCAGGAAAAAGUUCCCAAAUGAGGAGUGUGUCAUUGAGCACAUCCGAAAAACUCGCACCAUCUUCAUCAUGUGCCACAUGCCCAUCUUCUGCUGGCUCACCGCUACAGUUCUUCAGGAUCAUUUGGACAAAGGGAAGGAGGGAGAGCUUCCCACAACGCUGACCGACAUGUACUCAGAGUUUGUGUUUAAUCAACUGAAAAGGUCAGGGAAGAGACAGAUGACCAAGUACAUUUAUUAUGUGAAAGCGCUAGCAAAGAUGGCCUUUCACCACACCAUGAGUAAACAACAGAUCUUCUAUGAGCAGGAUCUGGUGUACAGCGGCUUUGAUUACAGCCAAGCCGCAAAACACUCCGGUAUAUUCACCGAGGUGUUGAAGGAGGUCCAACCACUCAGAAGAAACCAACAGGGCAAGAUGUUUCAGUUCGUCCAUCUGACCGUGCAGGAGUAUAUGGCCGCAUUACAUGUGAUGAUUUGCCUUUUCCAUGACAACAAGAAUGUACUGGAUGAUUCAGGACGCAUACAAAGACGUUUUAGGUUUUUCAAACAAAAGACAAUCCCUGAGGUCCAUGAGUCAGCUCUCCAGGUAGCCUCGGAGAGUGGAGGAUACCUGGACAUGUUCAUCCGCUUCCUCUUUGGCCUUUCCUUGCCAUGCAACCAGAAAACAGUGGGGGAACUGCUGAAGGCUCCUCGGGACUGCAGGCAAAAUAAGUCCAAGAGUGUCAAGUUGAUCAUGGAAAUGAUUAAACGGAACACUCCAGAGAAGAACAUCAACUUGUUCUACUGCCUAAACGAGCUGAAGGACGACUCUUUGCUGAAGCAGUUUCAGAAGGAAGAUAGUUCAGACUAUAUUGACUGGGACAACAUGCCAAAUGACAUGUGGUCGGCCUUGGCCUUCUUCUUACUGACAGACGACGAAACCAUGAACAGCUUUUGCCUGAGGCUUUACAACCCGUCGCCUUUGGGGCUCCAGAAGCUGUUGGUGGUGGUCAAGGCUUCUCAAGAAUCAAUUCUAGGAUCUUGUAACCUGAACAAAGACAGCUGUCACCUGCUGGCUUCCGUUCUCAGCUCUCCAUCCAACAUGAAGCAUCUGGACCUGUCCCAGAACCAUCUGUCAGACGAAGGGGUGGAGAUCCUCUCGAAAGGACUGGCCAGCCCAAACUGCAUCUUGGAGUCCCUCAAUCUAAGUCGUUGUCACCUGGACAAAGGCAGCUGUCACCUGCUGGCUUCCGUACUCAGCUCUCCAUCCAACCUGAAGAGUCUUGACCUAAGAGGUAACAAACUGUCGAACGAAGCGGUGGAGAUCCUCUCCAAAGGACUGGCCAGCCCAAACUGCAUCUUGGAGUCCCUCGAUCUAAAGAGUUGUAAGCUGGGAAAAGGCAGCUGUCACCCGCUGGCUUCCGUACUCAGCUCUUCAUCCAACCUGAGGCAUCUGGACCUGUCCCACAAUGAUCUGUCGGACAAAUGGGUGGAGAUCCUCUCGAAAGGACUGGCCAACCCAAACUGCAAGUUAGAGUCCCUCGAUCUAAAGAGUUGUAAGCUGGGAACAGGCAGCUGUCACCCGCUGGCUUCCGUUCUCAGCUCUCCAUCCAACCUGAAGCAUCUGGACCUGUCCGAGAACAAUCUGUCGGACGAAGGGGUGGAGAUCCUCUCGAAAGGAUUGGCCAGUCCACACUGCACCCUAGAAUCCAUCCGGCUGUCAGAGUGCGGGUUCACCAAUAAAGGAUGCCUUUUUUUGGCCGAGGCGCUCAAGUCAUACCCCUCCCAUCUUCAAGAGCUGGACCUGAGUGUGAAUAAAAUAGGAAAAGAAGGAAAGAGGGUCUUAUCGGACGUCCAAGAGGAUCCCAGCUAUCGCCUGCAGUAUGUCUGGUUCGAGUCGGAAUCCGACACUGAAAGCGAAUCAGAGGAGGAAGAAAGUCCCGAAGAACAUGAUUCUGAGGAGAUUUGACCGUACAGGUUCUAACCGGAGGCAGAAUCACCAUAACCAUAAGCAACUUGGAUUCCAUUAACAUCAGAUCUCAGGCGCUUGAAUGGUAAAUAUCUUCCAUUGACACCCUCGUCUCCACACGACAGCACGGCUAGCGAUUGAGAAACUAAUCAUUACAAUCUAAAACAAUUUCAAAGCAAGAUUUUUUACUGGUGCACUUUUGACCAACAAAGUUUCAGUUCUAAAUAUAAUCGUUAACAACUCUUCAUUGGCAACACGUCAUUUGCCACUUGGUCAAAGCGGUCAAAUGUUUUGAUCAAAACAACAGAAUACCAGAGGUGGAUAGAGUGGCCAAAAAUUUGACUAUCGUGACAUAAAAAAAAAAACAAUUGUUCUCAAGUAAAUGUAGUCAUCUAAAUUAUGUGCUCAAGUACAAGUAAUGAUGUGUUUGCUGAAAAGAAUACUGAAGGAAAUAGGGUGUGGGGCCUAUAAAAGCUCGGCUUCCUCGCACCCCUUUUCGAGCUACAUAUAUGCAUGUAUAUAUUUUUUUUAUUAUCAUUGUUGUUUUUCUUUUCUUGUUGUAUUUCUUUUAUGACUGCCCGAAAUAAAAAUCAUAUCUUGAGUAACAUUGUAACUCCUUACAGUGUCUGUUUUUUUUUUUUUAAACAAUGGUAUACUCUUUUUCUCAGCACAUUAUCUAUUUGAAGAGUUAUCAUUAUACCGUACUAUAACCCAUUACAUGACUAUAUUAGACCAAACAAAUACACAAAAUGAAUCAAAUUCAGAUUAGAACUACCACCUGACCAGUAGUGCCAUCUCGUGGAGAAAAACAAAAUUUCUAUCGUGAAACAGAAAUGAUCACAUUUUGGAUUUCCCGUGGUCUUUCAGUGCCAAAUAAGAACUGGGAGAGAGUUUGAAAUCCAGCCAUGUUGACUCCAUAUCGAAUAGUUUCAUUUUUGCAGUGCUUUCAUGAUGCCACAUCAAUGGUCCCU